Molecule: messenger RNA, 7486 nt
Organism: Ochlerotatus camptorhynchus
Lineage: Eukaryota; Metazoa; Arthropoda; Insecta; Diptera; Culicidae
Gene: GluClalpha
Product: glycine receptor alpha 1
Exons: 14
Coding region: 557-1963 (468 amino acids)
Biological process (GO): signal transduction; chemical synaptic transmission; nervous system process
Cellular component (GO): synapse; neuron projection; plasma membrane
Molecular function (GO): transmitter-gated monoatomic ion channel activity involved in regulation of postsynaptic membrane potential; chloride channel activity; transmembrane signaling receptor activity
Source: RefSeq, a predicted model, not a curated record
AGUGGUUCGAAGUGGUUCCCCCAAAAACGUUGGAUUGCGCUGUGCGGCCCCAAGUGUGGAUCUCCUCCUGGUGGGGGCAGAAAAAAAAAAUAAGAAGAGGAAGAAGAAGUGGAAGCAAAAGAGUCCUAGAUCCUAGGGCUGUGUGCUACAAAGGAAGAUGGGUGCGAAUUGAGAGCCAUCCAAGUCCAACGAAAUCUGCUAAGAAUAAUCUAAAGCAUUGAAAAGUGAUACAAAAGAGUGAAAAGAAAAAAAAAGUCCCAUUCGAAAAUCGUAGCAAGAAAAAUCGGUGCGAAAAAUCCGGAUGGAAAAGUGAGAAAUUUUCAUUUCUGAAUAAAAUGAACCACUUGAGGCUGAGCUGAGCUCUGGAAAAACGCCAAAGAAGCAGCGAAAGUGAAGGAGUGAAGGAUUUUGCACACCUCCGAGGGAGGGAAAAGGCUGAAGCGAAAUACGACGAAAAGUGCAAUAAGAUAGGGAGAGCCAACCCAACGAAAAAAAAAGCAGCCAGAGAGGAAAAUCGGGAAAAAUUACCUCCAGAAUCAAGCGUAACAUCUUCAGAAUGGCCCCAGGCCAUUACUUCUGGGCAAUAUUCUACUUUGCCUGUCUGUGCAGUGCGUCACUAGCCAACAAUGCCAAGGUGAACUUCCGCGAGAAGGAGAAGAAAAUCCUCGAUCAGAUCCUGGGCGCUGGUAAAUAUGACGCUCGAAUCCGUCCAUCGGGCAUCAACGGCACAGAUGAUAAGGCUACAGUAGUGAGCGUCAACAUGUUCCUUAGAUCGAUCUCGAAAAUCGACGAUUACAAAAUGGAAUACAGUGUACAGCUAACAUUCCGAGAGCAGUGGCUGGACGAGAGGCUCAAAUUCGACGACAUCGGAGGACGCCUCAAGUACCUGACACUGACCGAGGCCAACCGAGUCUGGAUGCCGGAUUUGUUCUUCUCGAACGAGAAGGAAGGCCACUUCCAUAACAUCAUCAUGCCGAACGUGUACAUCCGAAUCUUCCCGUACGGCUCGGUGCUGUACAGUAUACGAAUCUCGCUGACAUUGGCCUGCCCGAUGAACCUCAAGCUGUACCCGCUGGAUAGGCAGGUCUGCUCGCUGCGGAUGGCCAGCUACGGCUGGACAACCGCUGACUUGGUGUUCCUGUGGAAGGAAGGCGAUCCGGUGCAAGUGGUGAAGAACUUACACCUACCACGCUUUACAUUGGAGAAGUUCUUAACAGAUUACUGUAACAGUAAAACCAACACCGGUGAAUACAGUUGUCUCAAAGUGGAUCUUCUCUUCAAGCGAGAGUUCUCGUACUACCUGAUCCAGAUCUACAUUCCCUGCUGCAUGUUGGUCAUCGUGUCCUGGGUGUCCUUCUGGCUCGAUCAAGGUGCCGUACCGGCGCGCGUUUCACUCGGCGUCACCACACUGCUCACCAUGGCAACGCAGACAUCCGGCAUCAACGCAUCGCUUCCGCCCGUGUCCUACACCAAGGCCAUCGACGUGUGGACCGGCGUCUGCCUGACGUUCGUCUUCGGUGCCCUGCUGGAGUUUGCUCUGGUAAACUACGCAUCCCGUUCAGCGGACAGGGCUGCGGACAUUCAACGGGAGAACAUGAAGAAGAAGCGACGUGAAAUGGAACAGGUCAGCCUAGAUGCGGCGUCUGAUCUACUGGACACCGAUAGCAACGCCACCUUCGCAAUGAAACCCCUGGUACGUCACCCGGGUGAUCCCAUGGCCAUGGAUAAGCUACGGCAGUGCGAGGUGCACAUGCAACCCCCCAAGAGGCCCAACUGCUGCAGAACAUGGUGGUCCAGGUUCCCAACAAGCCCACUUAAGAAGGUCCCAUGCUUCGGAAGGGGACAAUGCUCCCGCUCGAAGCGCAUCGACGUUAUCUCGCGGAUAACGUUCCCUCUGGUGUUCGCCCUGUUCAAUCUGGUCUACUGGAGCACCUAUCUCUUCCGCGAAGAGGAGGAAGAGUAGAUCGUUGCAGACGGCAAACGAUCGAGCCGCCGCCGGAACAUCACACACCAGCAUCACAGCAUUACUUCUAUAUGGUUAUUGAGAAUUACAAUAUUAUGAAUAUAAAUAGUGAUAGCGGAUAGGAGCUGCGGGAGACCGUUCUGUAGGAAAUGGGAAGCAUCAGAUUAACUCGACGGCAAACGGUCGGUAGCCAGAUAAAUAGUUUAUAUACGGAAAUAAGUAAACAAAACAGUUUUUAAAAUUCAUACCAACCUACAUACCGAACAGAUCAGAAGCAAAACCGUUGUAGAAACCACAUCCACACGUGAAAAAAUACUGCUCAAACAGGAACCUCCAAUGAAUCCAAGCAACCAAGGCACACGAACAAAAGUUUUAAACCACAGUCCUCCAGGCACACUUUGUCGAUCUCACCAUCAAAAGUCAAAUUUUAUCACCAUUCUCUCACCCCUGCAUCAUCGCUGGCAGCCGUGUAAUCAAAAUCAAACAAAAGUCACAAGAGAGCCUAAUAGACAUAUACACACAUAAUCUUAAAGGGACAAAACGAUACCAGGAUGAAUGUCUAUAUGCAAGUACGUAGAUGAAAACCAAGAGGAAAAACUGUAUGACGUACGGACCCUUCCAAGCCUCUUCCAGUAGGCUCUGUUUUUGAUGUUGUUUAGACUUGAGCUGUUUCUCUGGACAAUCCUAUCAGCUGUAUCACGAAUUUCAACUGUGCUCAACUGUUGUCCGCCGCGGUAGAAGUUCAGCGCGCGUGGACCGGUAAGCCGGUCCACGUGGAACGGGUUUCUACUUUUAGGUCGAAGACGUCUUUUGUUUUAAGUUGCUAUCUACACACGCUUAGAUAAGCUCUCUGUCUGAUUAAUGCAGUAAAGCAAAAAUCGUGUUUUUAAUCUGUAAGAAGGAAUCGUUUUCCGGAGCAUUGUUAAAUGUAGUCAAUCUGUCAAUCUAUAGGUAAAAAACUGUGACGCAAAUUUUAAACCACAAACACACCUACUACUGCUGACACUGUUAUUGGGUAAAACAUUUCACUGUCAUACUACUAACCGCUGAACGGGACUGUAAGUUUUUCUCAAUGUGAAAUCACAAACGGAAGAAAAAUCAAAUCUUAAUCUAGCAGGCGGUGAAACUAAUAGCACUCAAACGAGCCCAAGCCCACUUUGAUGCAUUGCAUUAGAUAUAAACCAAAUCAAAUUUAACACACACACAAGAAAAACAAAAACAUACAGGGUUAUCAAUUGAGUUGAUCAUACAUACUAUGGAAAUACACAGUUUAUAUGACACGGCAAAUAUUCACAAGACAAUUGACAAAGGAGAUGUAAACAUAAAGCAAACAGAAGCCACGGUUGAUGCCGGAACUCCAGCGGGAAAUCAAGGAACAGGACAUUGGGCGAUAACUUUAGUAGUGUUUAUAUUAGGAUCAAGGGAAAAAUCAGCAUCUUAUGUCUACUUUAUGACGAAUGAAUAUAAUCAAACGGCGGUUGCAGCAUUGGUCAUCAAACAAAAAGUAGAGGAACUGAAGUCUGUAACGUUUCAUGGUACUGUGGUGUAGUAGUAGUCUUAGAAAUGUGGUCGGCGAACAGAAAAAUCAACUGUGGAAUUUUUUAUACCUAGUGCUGAAAAAUAACAACAACAACAACAACAAAAAUUGCCACGCGUGUGUGUGUGUGUGCGCGUUAUGAAUAAUAAGAAAAGGAUGAAUUUUUCAUUAAAAAUAACAGCAAUGAAAUUUCUUUAUACAUUGCUAAGUCAAAUAUCGAUUUCACCGUAGGGUUUAGUAACGUUUGCGGAUGAAUGUCAUAAUGCAACCGAAAACCAAAAAAAAAAGUGGUGGCGAUUCAUUCGUGAGCGCAUGUACAUAAGUUCUUUAACAGUUUUAUAAAUUUCCGGAAAUAUCCGGCUACAAAUCAGAACCGAAACAAACAGCGUCAUAUUUGAAUCAGAUCAAAAUUGACGGAAUGACGCAGCGCCGAUGUAAUAGAGAUGUCGGUGGAAAAGCAACUUGACAUGCGUUACCUCUGUCAUUUGACGGACGAACUCCUUCGUUAACGCUUGAUGGUGACGCAGUAUUGUGGGUCCCGGUUAACCAUACAAUCAAUGAGUAGGCUGUGAAUGAUAUCACUUCACUAAACGGCAAAAGGAAGAGCAACCGGGGGUUAUUCGUUGCCGUAUCUGCUGUCGAUUUAUCGAAACUCUUAGCUCGCCCACACAAAUUAACACCAGCAUCAGAUAGGGAAAAAUUGUCCCCAUCAUUAUGGUGGCGUAAGUUUGCGUGGCCGAGCUAAUAGUUUCGAUAAAUUGACAGCUGAAUCUUAGUUUACAAAAGCAGAUACGGCUAUUUCAAAAUGCACUCAUGAAAGCAGAACGAUUUUCAAAUAUGGCAAAGCACCAGGAGUACAGAAAAAUUACUGCACUUAAUUUUGAUUGCCGAAUCUCGGGUAUUUGAUUGCCGAAUGCCGUCAUUUGAACCAGGCUUGCUUAAACUCCUCGAACUCAGAUUAUGCCGUAUAGAUGCUCAUUCAUCGUGAGCUAGUUCAUCCCUCACAUAUAAAGAGCAAUGGUGUCAAAUCCAAAGAGCGCAAAAGAGCUCGAGCUCAGAUUGAUGCUCAAGCUGGAUUUCCACAAACACGCUUCACGAUGAGUGAUGCGGGGUUCGUUCUUGAGUGAGGCGUGAACUGCCGAGGGGUCGGUCAUAAUGUUUGCUGAAAUCUGAUCAUAUCCAGUGAUGCCAAAAUUCUUGGAGGUUAUUUCCGUCAGCCCAGUGGCAGGCCCGUAGGCAACAUGUUAUACAGUGACAGCGGGCCCAGCACAGCAAAAUAAAUUAUUUGAGCCCGGGACAUGCUGCCUACUGUCAAAUGCUGCUGUUGGUAUAGGCCUUGUCACUGGCCUGAUUUCCGUAGAUUAGAGGUACUCAACAUGAUAAUCCCGAUACUUUGAGGAUGCCCAAGGAAUUAUUCAAAGGCGAGGGGAAGACGGCUUUCAUUUGAGUACAUCUUUUACUCAGAGUUGAAAGAGUUACUCUGCUUUGCUCUGAGAUCUGAUCUAAUUUGACGAAAACAAAAUAAGUAGGGCAUAUAGUUUUGGAAUCUGACCAUGCAAAUGUCAGUUCGAUAACAAAACGAAAACAAUAAAUGAAGAAAAUAAAUGAAUGCAAUAUUUAAAUAAGGAAAUAAUCUCGUUUUCUACAACUUCAUUGAAGUUUUGGCUAUUUUCUUAAAUAACUCUGAUGAUGGCUUUCUGCAGGGCACUUUUCUCUAUGCAAUGAUAAUGAUAUUGACCAGGAUCUUGCUACCGUAGUACUGGGCAUCCAGAUGCUUAGAGCAAGCGAAUUGAUAUUCCCUUCCGGCUACCAGCUCCGGUGGGAACAUGUACUUGAUGAUGAGUCCUGUGAGGCCCAUAUAUUUACCCUAGCCCCUAGCCCCAUAUAUUUUGUAUCAAAAUAGCAACGUUAGUGCAUGAUGUUUGUUUUGCUAAUAGGUUCUCCGAUGAAUUGAGUGUAUUUGACGACAAUCGAGAUAAUAAAAUCGUUCAUCAGAGAGCAAGAGUUUUUCAGAGUUACUCUGGAUUGCUCUUAAUUUCUUACUGUCUUCCCCCUCGUUCAAAGGUACCCAAGAAUAUCGAGAAGUCCCUGCAAGACCCUCGAUGGGUUCUUUACUCAGUGAUACUUUCGAGGGGAAGUCGGAAUAGUCCAAGGGGGGCCUAUGAUGCAGGAUAGAUUUUGUUCUGAUGUGGUUAGCUGCGCGCACGCUGAUUAGAUAGAAAGAAGAUUGAAGACGAUUCUGAAGAUUUCCUACAAAAAGAUGAUGCACGAUGCCAGUAGAUGCGAGAAAUGAAAGAAGAUUGUUCAUAGAUUGAUUUGCUAGUGUGCGAUUUUUCGAGCAGCUAGAAUUGAGAUUUAGAUGUGACGCCACCCUUGGAAGAGUCUUCCAGCGGGUGUGUUGGGAAGCUAAGGCCUGUACUCGAAAAAAAUGCACCAGACAAAAGUGUUCGCCAAAAAUUUAUUUUAAGUCGAAUUUUCUUGAAGCUUUCAGGGCAUGAACUAAUACAUAUUUCCUUUCCAUCGCUGAAAGCCCGCACCUUUCCCUUAAGACCCCUCAUUACAUUUUGUGCAAUGGUGGAGCCGACCUUUUCGGUCACUUUCAUCCAUUAUUUCUUCAACUCCAGCUCGUUCUUAAACACCUUGGACGAUUUUCGAACUUUGACCUUCAUUAUGGCCCAAAAUCUUUCCACCGGACGAAUCUCUGGUGAAUUUGGGGGGUUGGUGGUUUUUGGUACAAAAACAACGUUAUUGUCUCUGUACCAAUCCAACGUCGCUCGCGCGUAAUGGCAUGAUGCCAGGUCCAGCUAAAAUAAGGUCUCGCCUCCGUGGGACCACAGCAAGGGCAACAGACGUUUCUGGAGGCACUCGGUGCGGUUAAUUUCGCUGUUGAUGGUACCCAUUGUGAUGUACGGUUUACUCAGUUUACCGCAUUGGUAUAUGGCCUGCCAGAGCAUGUAUUUUUCGGCGAAUUUGUCCACUUUCUUCUUCCUUAUGUCUUCCGGAACAUUAAACCGUGAUUUGGCAACGUAGAACUCCAGCCACGGUAUCUGCUUUGCGGCUGCCUUGAUGUAGGUUUCGCCAUCAAUAACCACACACAUCGGUUGCGUUAACCACUCUCGAUACAGGUUCCUUGCGCGGGAUUUGGCCGCCGUGUUUUGUUGAUCACGCCGGUUCGGUGCCUUCCGGACCUUGAAUACACGAAGCCCAGCUCGUUUCAUGGUUUGCUGAACGAACCAGGCGGAAUACUUUGCCUUCAGAGCCGCGUCGCGAAUCGGUUCGUCCACGGCAAUCCGCACCACGAAGAAAAAUAUGUAACUCCGAUCACCAACAGCAGCACUCACCACGAAUGGAAUUCUUUCCAUCACCGGCAGCUCGUACAACCGAGAAUUGAAUUUUCACCCGGCACGACAAACCACGCCGUUUCGCGUGCUAUUCAGACGAGGACAAGCAAACUUUUCCUCUGCCGAUUUCUCUACUUCGCUGUCGAUGAUGUUUUCGUUGUUUGGUUCGUUUCCCAUUUGAGACCCAUGCAGCAUCAUUGCUUGUGCACGCUCACGUGCGAUUACUCACUAGUUGUGUCAACCGAGGUGUCAACAGCUUGUACUUACACACUAUUUCAAAACUACCCAAAUUUGGGUAGGAUCCACCCAGAUCCGUCAAAACUGAACCUACCCAAAAAUGGGUAAACUGUGUUGGGAGUGACAAGUUGACAAAUGAACAACGUCGAUCGGAUUGAUGUUCAGUUUUGACGGAUCUGGGUGGAUUCUACCCAAAUUUGGGUAGUUUGGAAAUAGCGUGUAGGCUGUGUUCUAUUUGGUGAAUUUUCACUUAAAUUUGACAGAUGGAAAAUUGUCAAAUAAACCGAGGGGGGCGACACAUCUAAAUCUCAAUUCUAGAUGCUCAAAAAAUCUCUCACUAGCGAAUCAAUCUUCGAAAAAUCAUCUUUCAUUUCUCGCAUCUACUUCAUCGUGCAUCAUCUUUUUACA